This is a messenger RNA of Bipolaris sorokiniana ND90Pr, 2436 nucleotides long. RefSeq names its product glycoside hydrolase family 78 protein. Gene Ontology annotation, biological process: carbohydrate metabolic process. The transcript has 3 exons. Bases 1 to 2436 code for a protein of 811 amino acids. Lineage: Eukaryota; Fungi; Ascomycota; Dothideomycetes; Pleosporales; Pleosporaceae. The record is from RefSeq and is a predicted model, not a curated record.
AUGAGGUUCUCUCAGACGGUUCUACUGAUUUGUGUGGCAAGAGCACAGGCCGUAUCAGUAUCGACCAUCCAAUCAGGACAGCCUAUCCGUGUGCCGAUAUAUGCGACAAAUGGCACAUUCACCAUCAAAGGGUCCAAAUCGACUCCGGGCGUCAUAGUGCUUGAUUAUGAAGCCAAUGUCGAGGGCUUUCCGACAUUUCAAGUCCUUUCUGCUAUCGGCGAUACAUCUGGUCUGGAGAUCACAUACAGCGAGUCUAAAGAAGUACUGGAUAACUACUACAUGAGUGAUGGACCUCUCGGAUUAGCGGCAGCUAUGGACACCUACAGAGUUAAUCAAUAUAACAUCAGUGGGCCGUUGGUACAUACAAACAGACUUAUCCAAGGAGGCUUUAGAUACCAAAAAUUCAACCUCUCGACAGCCGGCGAACUAGUUCUGGAGAAGGUUGGAGUGAAACCCUCAAUCCCAACCACGCCACUUGAUCGGCUGCCAGGACACUUCGAGUCAUCAGAUGAAGUUCUAAAUCGAAUAUGGACUGUGGGAGCGAGAACUGUUCAAUUGAAUGACAUUCCUGCGAACUCCGUACCUCCAUUUUGGCAGGUUUCGCUGGAAGGAGCCUUGGUUGAAAGCCAAGCACCUCAAGUGCUUUCGGCGGGUGGCAUAGCUGCUGCGUUGACUCAAUACCAGCUUGCGUUCGAAGUAAAACCAAUCGCAAAAGGAUUUGCAUUCACAGUACUUGCUGAUACUCUGAAUUCGGGAAUUUACAUCUUCUGCAAUAUUGCUAAUGGGUCGAUUUCAGCACACUUCGGAUCUACUGAGGACUCUCCUCAGAUUGCAUUUGCAACGCUUCCGCAGACUAUAGCCACUGGUGUCUGGCACAAAGUGCAAGUAAUGGCCAACAUGACUAACAUUGCCGUCGCUAUCCAAGAGGUCCCAGUUUUCCAGUUCUCGCAGACUUCAUCUUUUUUUGGGUCAUUCGGAUUCGGUGCACCGCUCGGCCACUCAGCUGUUUUCCGCAAUUUGUCUGCGACAAACUUGUCAGGAGAACUAAUUUAUUCAGCUUCCUUGACGGAUGAUACUUUCAUUUCUGAUUUCCUUGUCGGUACAAAUCCACGGGAUACCACGGUCGACGGCUCGAAACGCGAUCGGAUUGCGUAUGCCGGUGAUCUUGAUAUCGCAUUGGUAUCUUCACUGGCAAGCACAAACAGUAUCAGCUAUGUUCAAGGCACGCUGGAUCUUAUUGGUUCUUACCAGCUGACUCCAGGAUUUUUCGCACCCACUGCAAAAAUUCAACAGGAACCGCUUUCUACACCCAUUAACGUCAACCAAACCGGCCUGAUUGGUUACUCAUUCAACCUUCUUACCGCUGUUGCAGGGUUUUACAAGCGUACUGGCGACGACAAACUACCAAAGGAGUGGGCACCAAGAGCUAUGCGCAUGCUAGACUGGGCAAAUUCUCAAGUUCUUCCUGAAAAUGGAUUACUGAACAUCAGCAACGCUGCUUUUGGCGGUGAUUGGAACUAUUAUGAUGCGCCACAGAGUGGUGUUGUCUCCAAAUUCAACAUGGUCUACGCAUACGCUCUCCAAGAAUGCAUUACUCUACUCGCCGACGGUGGCAUCGACACAGAGCCAUACCUCUCGCGACUGGAAGCCUUGCGGAUAGCUAUUGACAAAAACCUUUGGUCGAAUGAGCUAAACGCAUACUAUGUUUCCGACACUAUCAGAGACGGCUUCGGACAAGACUCGAACGCUUUGGCCAUUCUUGCUGGAGUGAAUAAGAAUAACCAUACUUCAUCGAUGAUUCUGAAGAGCCUCAAACAGCUGUCCACACCUGUCGGUUACUUUGCUUUCUCGCAAGCAGUCACUGCAUCCGGUUUUGCAAAAUACAUCAGUCCCUAUGCAUCGGCUUAUCAUCUGCGGGCAGCAUUUCAGAGCAAAGAUAGCGAGUCUGCUCUGAAUCUUCUGAAAAGCCUGUGGGCACCAAUGACUGACCCUAAAGGCCCAUAUUACACCGGGUGUUUCUGGGAAACGCUGAACGCCACAGGUAUGCCCGCAUUUGGAAGAACAACUAGUCUGUGCCAUGGGUGGGCUGCAGGUCCGACUGGAGAGCUUAGUGGACACGUCUUAGGAGUGAGCGCCGUAAAACCGGGCUACAAGGAAUGGAAGAUUGCUCCAAUGACACUUGGGCUGGAUUGGGCGAGGGGAAAAUUGCCUGUACCGGGGGGUGAGAUUUUCGUGGCUUGGAAUGCUACUGGUAACGUAAUAAAGAGGCUAGAGGUGGAGAGCCCAAGCGGAAGUUUGGGUACAGUGAUUGUCCCCCUAUCAGACGGGAAUGGGUCGACAAGAGGAAUCUUCGACGUUAAUGGCCAGAAAGUAGACGGAAACGGAACAUUUCAUGUUGCAGGAGGUAAGACCUUUAUCUUGACAUAUAUUAUUUAA